AUGCAGCCUGUGUUCCGAUACAGACGGUGGCUUGAGGACGAGAAGCAGUUGAUUCCAGCGGGUCAGUCAGACUCCAUCGCGGACAUCGAGUCCUGUCUUCCUCCUGUUCGAGGUCCAGAGGCGAGCGUCACCAAUUACAUCGAGAUGCUUGAACAAGUCGAGGACCGACUGUUGGACUUUUAUAAUGGUAACAAUAAUCGGUUCAACAAACACACUUGGGAUAUGAAGCGAGCCAAGCACAUCGAGUACCAGGCUAUUGCCAACAGCCUACUCCGGAUUGUUGGUGGCAGCAUCGGUGAGCGCUGCAAGGAUGACAAUCCUGCGUUGAUCGGUGUGGGCCUUGGUCAGUUCGGAAGCUCCAGUCGACUGUCAUCUCUGCACUCUUCAUUUUUGUCGUAUUUCGUCCCAUUGGCUCGGUCUCUCAGAUACAUUGUGGUGGGUCUCAACGAGUUUUAUACGUCCGGAUUGCCACCGGUUUGUGGCCCAAGUCACCCUUCGAGAACUCUUCUGCCCCUACUGUGGACGGUAUCGCCACAGAGAUGUGAUGGCGGCCGAAAACAUGUCCAACAUUGCCCGAGAGUACCUAUUGCACCAGGAACGACCACUCUAUCUUCACCCCGUCACGGCAGAUGGUAGAUACCCAUGGAUGGAGUCAAGAAGUCCAGGGCAAGAGAUGGCCGAAGGGGCGAUUGUUGGAACCAGCGCCACUAA
Gamsiella multidivaricata is the source of this 711-nucleotide messenger RNA. RefSeq lists its product as uncharacterized. Lineage: Eukaryota; Fungi; Mortierellomycota; Mortierellomycetes; Mortierellales; Mortierellaceae. Bases 1 to 636 code for a protein of 211 amino acids. The transcript is spliced from 2 exons. The record is from RefSeq and is a predicted model, not a curated record.